CUCUAGACCCAUUACUAAAGGAAACUCUGGUCAAACUAUUGCAGUCGGAGUUCAGAGCUAUAGAAGCGGUGUAGAAGAGAUACCUGUCAGUUAAACUUCUUUCCGGACUGAAUCAAGAAGGAAGUCGGCACUGGUCAAAAACAGGCAGAAUGCACAUAGCACCGUUUCUACUGUGUGCCCUUGUCUUAACUAAUGGAAGUUUUUCAUUGCCAGUAAAUGAAACAUGCGACGCUUUGGCGAUACGUUGCGAAACACUGCAAAAUAAGCUUGGCGACCUUAACCAGCAGCUUAUGGUGACUGAAUGGCCAAUAGCGGAUGACAAGGCUGAUCAGACAGCUCGAACCGAGAAAGUGAUUUGUCGCUUCAUGCAGGAAUCCGCGCAAUGUUUAAACGCUUUGACCCAGGAUUGUCCUAGACAGCCGCUGUCCGUUUCUGGAAACGACCAGUUCAUGGCCACAUGGCUGACAUUUAACGCCAAGCUCUGCGACUCAGCCGCCCCCGUGCACAACUAUAUACCGGCUUUGUACUACUGUUACGCGGAGAAUAUCGAUCUUCAAGCACAAAUUCCGAGGCUAAAUCCUCAGUCGACUUAUGUACAGCAGUCCGUCAAUGCUUCCACCGCUCAAGAAAACGCUUGCAGGGCACUAUCAGACAUCUCGGCACACAUGAAUGGAACUGCGGCAGCCAUUGCAAAAAAGUGCGGUGAGGAAGGCCGGCGAAUUCUGAUGGAUGGAACCGGAUAUCUUCGUGAAACUAAUUGCCCGCAUUAAGGCGUUAUAUUGUUU
This is a messenger RNA of Paramacrobiotus metropolitanus, 785 nucleotides long. RefSeq lists its product as uncharacterized. The transcript has 3 exons. The record is from RefSeq and is a predicted model, not a curated record. The coding region runs from base 150 to 770 and encodes 206 amino acids. Lineage: Eukaryota; Metazoa; Tardigrada; Eutardigrada; Parachela; Macrobiotidae.